Molecule: messenger RNA, 4910 nt
Organism: Daktulosphaira vitifoliae (grape phylloxera)
Lineage: Eukaryota; Metazoa; Arthropoda; Insecta; Hemiptera; Phylloxeridae
Gene: Slik
Product: serine/threonine-protein kinase 10
Exons: 19
Coding region: 773-4792 (1339 amino acids)
Biological process (GO): protein phosphorylation
Molecular function (GO): ATP binding; protein serine/threonine kinase activity
Source: RefSeq, a predicted model, not a curated record
CAUCUUGACUUGUAAUUUGUAAAUUCCUUAUUAUUAUUGUUCCUGCAUUGCACUAUUUGAAAUAUUUAUUUUAGAUGCCUGUAAAAAAUUGUAUUUUAAAUAGCCGUUUUAAUUAUGGGAUAUAAAAUGAUUUUACAGUGCAUGUGUGUUAACCCUGAUAGAACUUUAGGCAUCAAUCGUCAAUUUGCUAAACUCGUAGACUGACGAUAGUGAAAAGGAUAUAACUUCAACAUUUACACCUCAAAAAUUCCCCUGAAGCCAAAUUUGUUCCCAUGCACUAUACUCUCUCAUAAUGAUAACUGGAAUGAAAGAAGUGAAUAGGGUAUAAAAACAAAUAUAUUUUCAAUAAAACAUGGUCAAGGACGUCCAGUAUUAUAGCCCAUCCUACAUAAUGCCGUGAUUGCCUUGUUGACGUCAUUUUCACUAGCAUCAGGCGUGAAUACUAUUUGAAAAUGAAAAUGUUAUCUUCAUUUUCUAAAAACAGGUGCGAUAAAUAAGUAUAAGUACAUCUUCCUUAUAUUCGUAAUGUUCUGUAGAGAUAAGAGAGUUUGCCAUUCAUUAAUUUGUUUAAUGUCGUGUUAGUAUUGAAUGGAUUGACCAUUGUUUGUCUGCAUUGCAGUGUUUUUGUUAAUUUUACUUUACUUUUAAAAUCAGAUUAAUGAUUUUUUUUAUGGUGUUUUGGAAAAAAGCAGUAUAAAAAUUGAUAAGUCAUGUUAUCCAAACGAGUUUAUCAUCCUGAUUGAUGUUGAAAUUAUAUUAAGAUAUCAAUAAAAUGUCAUUUUUGAGUGGCCUUAAAAAAGUGCUUCAUUUAGGAAAUAAUGAAACCAAAAAGAAAAAAGUAUUUAACAAUAUUCACAUGGAGUGUGAUGUUGAUGACUUUUGGGAAAUGAUUGGUGAGCUUGGAGAUGGAGCUUUUGGAAAAGUUUAUAAGGCUCAAAAUCGUGAAUCUGGGCAACUAGCUGCUGCUAAAAUGUGCGUACUUGAAGGUGAAGAUGACUUGACUGAUUUCAUGAUUGAAAUAGAUAUUUUAUCUGAAUGCAAGCAUCCUAACAUUGUUCAAUUGCAUGAAGCAUUUUUUGUUAAUUCUAAACUUUGGAUGCUAAUUGAAUACUGUGAUGGAGGUGCUUUGGAUUCAAUCAUGGUGGAGCUGGAUCGUGCAUUAAUAGAAGAACAAAUAGCUUAUGUAUGCAAGUACAUGUGUGAAGCAUUAGCAUUUCUUCAUAAAUGUAAAGUUAUUCAUCGGGAUCUUAAGGCAGGAAAUGUUUUACUGACUACAGAUGCUGGUGUAAAAAUAGCUGAUUUUGGAGUUUCUGCAAAAAAUAAACAAACUCUUCAAAAACGGGAUACUUUUAUUGGUACACCUUAUUGGAUGGCUCCAGAAGUAGUGUUAUGUGAGACUUUUAGGGACAACCCUUAUGAUUUUAAAGUUGAUAUCUGGUCUUUGGGGAUAACACUUAUUGAGUUAGCUCAAAUGGAACCACCUAACCAUGAGAUGUCUCCUAUGCGUGUAUUGCUCAAAAUACAAAAGUCUGAUCCACCAAAAUUAGAACAACCAUCAAAAUGGUCAAAAAAUUUUAAUGAUUUUGUAGCUCAAGCUUUAAUAAAAGAUCCAAUUCAAAGACCUACGGCUGAAGAUCUUCUUAAACACCCAUUUGUUAAUGAAAAUUUAGAUCCUAAACCAAUUAGAGAUUUAUUACUUGAAUACAAAGCUGAUGUUGAAGAGGAAGUUGUUGAUGAAGAACCAGAGGAAUCGCCUCAAUCUACUCAGUUACCACCUCUGGACUUGGAUGUGGCAGAAGAUGAUGAUAUAUCAAUUAAAAGUGAACCUGAAAUUAAAGAGAACAAAGCAGAAGUACCUAAGAAACGAGAAAUGGAUGAUGACUCAUCUGAUAGCAAAAAAAUAAAAAAAGAUGAUGUUUUACCCAUAGAGAAAUAUGAAACAGAAACGGUUUUACUUCCUAAAGACAAUUCAUCUAAGAAAAAUGUGAUAAAGAAACAUUCUGAACAUAAAGGGCCUGCACCACCACCUCCAUUACCACAGCCAAAUAAACAAAAUAAUGAGCCAUCUCAAGAUGUAAAUAAUGAAUUAAAAAUAGAAAACAAUUCUGAGAAUGACAAAAAUACUGAAUUACUAGUUGAUGAAUCUUCUAAAUUAAAAAGUAUUGAAGUAUUGAAAAGGAAUGAUUCUGUUAAUAAUAAUUUAGGAUUGUUAAAACAAUCUUCUAACGAUGAUAAAAAUGUAAUGUGUAUUCAAAAUAUUGAUUUGUCUGAACAUGAUACAAUAAAUUCUAGACCAGUCUUAGUUGUUUCUAGCGCAGAUAAUAGUCUUAUUUCAAAUUCUGUAAUUGAAAUCUCUGCUGGAACUAGAAGAAGUUCUUCAACGUCCAAUCGUAACCAAAGAAGGCCUUCACCUCCUUCUCUUGAUAAAGUUUUACAAAUGAAUAAAAUUACUGAAAAAAAUCAAGAAAAAUUACCUUUAUUUAUUGAAAAUAAAUCAAGUGAUCAAUUAAAAACUUAUAAAAGCGAGACUGAUUUACACAGUAACGAUAAUGUUGAUCAAUGUGACAAUUUGAAUGGAGGAACUUUAGUAAAAGUGGGGUCCUCAACUGCUAUAGAUUCUAAUGUUACAGUUGUAACAACAACCCAUCCUCCAGCUCUUCAAAUCCAUUCACCGGUGCUUCAUACUCAAGUUAUAAUAGUUGCAGAUGACAUCACAAAAUCACAGAUUGAGAAAAAUGAUGAAGUUGUGGUUAUAAACUCUUCUCAAGCAAACAUAGAAGAAUUAGAUUCUAGUCAUGUUUCUGUUAUAACAGUUGGCGAGGAACCUACUGCCAAAGAAACUGAUUUGUGGAAAACCAAAACUAAUCAUGAAAUAAAUAAGCUUGUUAGAGUUCCAAUAAAGGCUUUGCCUGAUUCUAAUAAUGUUAAAAUGAAUGGUUGCACAAAUGUUAUGAAAUCUGUUGAACCCUCAGAAAUUACUAUUGUAGUUAAAAGCUCAAAAAAUUCUAAAAAUGCUAAAGAUGAAGUAUUAAUUAGUGAAAAACAUCAUGUUUCACCAACAAGGUCUAGUACAUGUUCACAUUCUGAUAGUGGAUCAGCUUAUAGUAGUGGUGGUCAUCAAACACCCCCAUCUGCUGCUAGUACUCGUACCUUUGAUCGAUCAGAUGCAGAAAGUGUUUCCACAACAAUAAGCCAUGAUAGUCGAAGUAGUAAUAAAGAAAAUAAUCUUCCUUCUCGAGAAUUUGAAGAUGAAAUUAGUCUACGUAAAAAACCAGAAUAUAGCAGAGAAAUGAAGAGAACUAGUCGAAAUAUAAGUAAAGAGGAAUUAGAAAUAAGGAAUAUGAAAAAGAAAACUAGAAAAAGAACAAGAAAGUUUGAAGUAGAUGGCGUUGUUGUAACAACAACCACUAGUAAAGUUAUCUAUGGUGAUGAAGACUCUAGUCAUGGUUACAAUGAUCAGAUUUUUAGAAAACAAGAACUGAGAGAAUUAAAAAUGCUACAAAAACAAGAACAAAAACAAUUCCAAGAUCUAUCAUUUAAAGCAGCCAUGGCUAAAGAACAACAAGAUAAAAAAUUUGAACAAGAAAGAAUGACAUUAAUUAAGCAAUAUGAAGCUGACCUGGAUGCCAUAAUAAAACAACAACGCCAAGCUGUUGAAAGAGCUGAAUCACAACAAGAAGCUGAUCUUAGAAUGACUUCAAAAAAAAUUCGUUUAGAACAAGAACGAGAAUUAAAAGAAUUUAGAGAAGGAUUGAAACAAGAACUUCGAUUGUUAAAACAAGAAAUCGAUUUAAAACCAAAAGAAAGACGAAAAAAUUUAUUUAAAGAUAAAAAAGAGAAGUUAGAGACUGAACAUGAAGAGAGAGAAAAAUUGUUCCUUGAAAAACUGAAUGAAAAUCAUGAAAGUUCCUUAAGCAGAUUAAGUGAUGCACACCAAGAAAAAAUAGCUCUUAUGGAACGUCAAUAUUUACAACAAAAACAACAAUUGAUGAGAGCAAGAGAAGCUGCUCUCUGGGAAAUGGAAGAAAGACAAAUACAUGAAAAACAACAAUUAGCAAAAAGGCAGCUAAAAGAUGGAUUUUUCUUGCAAAGACACCAAAUGUUGAUAAGACAUGAAAAAGAAUUAGAACAAAUGAAAAGAAUGAAUUUACGCAAAGAUGAAGAAAUGCAAAAGAAAUUGGGAUUAGAAAAGAGGUCUUUACCUAAACGUAUUCGCUCUGAAAUGAAAGCUCGUGAAAUGAUGUUCCGUGAAUCAGUUAGGAUAAGCAUGGCUGCAAUUUCGAAUUCUGAUCCUGAAUAUGAACGCAAUAGACUUAAAAAGUUUCAAGAAAAUGAAAAAAAAAGGUAUCGCGCAGAAACACUUGCUUUUGAAUUGAAACAGCAACGACAAUUAGAAGAACUCAGAAUUGCAAAUGAUACCACCAUCAGAGAACUUGAACAACUACAAAAUGAAAAACGUAAAAUGCUUAUGGAGCAUGAAACUACAAAGCUUAAAGAGCAAGAAGAACUUUAUGCUCGUGAGUUAAGGGAAUGGAAAGCUCACCUAAAACCAAGAAAGCAGAAACUUGAAAUGGAGCUGACAAGGAAUUCCAAAGGGAACCUAUGGACCAAUUGUUAUUUGUUACCUCCGUCCUCUACUUCUUUAUUACUCAGAAGCGAAUAUAUAUUUUCAUCUCUUGGAUUUAGUCCUCGACUAUCCAAAAAUACAUUUCGCUCUCUAAAUUCUGGUUUUUUUCCUAAAAGAAGAAUCAAUAAGAAUAAUUCUAAUAAAUCACACCAAUCCACAUUGUAAUGUUUGUGUCAUUAUUAAAAUUUGGGCAUUUAAUUGUGUUUUGUUUUAUUGCAAAUUAUAAAUCCAGUAUAAUAGUUUUUAGAUUUGAAUUUUAGCACUAAAAAAAAAUAUUCAUUUU